Molecule: messenger RNA, 894 nt
Organism: Racocetra persica
Lineage: Eukaryota; Fungi; Glomeromycota; Glomeromycetes; Diversisporales; Gigasporaceae
Source: the annotation of a GenBank genome assembly
AUGGGAAUCUCUAAAUCUUGUUAUGAAAAUUCAUUUGACAAUGAAUUGAUCAGUAGUCCACUGCCGCCUUACCAAUUAACAAUAGAAAUCGAUGAACUUGUUUCUCCACCAAAAAAUUCUCGUAAAGCAAAAAAAUUUCAAAAAAAUCCACACUCUACAUCACCUCCAAGGCCCCAGAAUGACUUCAUUUUAUUUCGUCGCGAUUUUUACGCAAAAUUGAGAGUAGAAGGAAUAAAAAUGAAUAAUGGAGAUAUCUCUCGUUUAGCAUCCGAAGUGUGGAACCAACAACCGAAUGAAGUUCGACGAUACUUUAAAAUCCUCGAAGAGUUGGCGAUAGAAAAACAUAAUGCAACGUAUCCGGAUUAUAAAUAUUCCCCGAAAAAAAGCAAUGUAAAAAAACCAAAAUCAAAAAAUACUCGUCAAGUGAAUACCAAUAUUGAACGAUUCCCAGUGAUUCAAAACGAAAUGAGUGAAGUGACAUUAGAAGAACCAAAAUCAACUUUGGAAAUUCCUUUAAACGAAAAUACUAAUGUCAUCGAUCUUAAUUAUGGGGAAUCAACAAAUUUUGAAGGAAUUUUACCCGAUUUUCUACUAUAUCCCGAACCAUUAUUUACUGAAAAUUCAGAACCAUUGUUAUAUACUGAAUCUUCCGAACCAUUGUUAUAUACUGAAUAUUCAGAACCAUUAUUAUAUACUGAAUAUUCAGAACCAUUAUUAUAUACUGAAUUUUCCGAACCCGAGACAACCGAAUAUGAAUAUCCAGAAUUUGAGACUACCGAAUAUGGAUUUGAAAACGAUCAGAUUAAUGAUCAAGAAAGUUUUGAUAAAAUCUUUAAUGAAAUCAUUAAUCCAGCAAUCCUCAAUGAAGGGAAUGAUUCCUAUCCGCAAUUUUAA